AUGACGAUCACAGAACACGCCUCCACCAAUUCUCCCGUCAUUCGCUAUCUCUUUACCGCUGUAUAUGUCCUCACGAUUUACAAUGCCGCAGAAACGAUGAUACUCGUCUUCGUAACAUUCAGGAAAUAUUCUGGCUGUUACUUCUGGUCACUAAUUGUUGCCACAAGCGGCCUGCUCAUAUCAACAUUUGGGAGUGCCUAUUAUUUCUACGUCGAUAAUGCAAACGAAAUCGUACCAGUAUCUUUGGGUGUGUUCGGCUGGGCUGCCUUUGUCCCAGGACAGGCGGUUGUUCUGUGGUCCAGGCUUCACCUUGUGAUCCAAAAUAUUAGGAUCAUCCGUGGAGUCCUUAUCAUGAUCAUCGUCAAUGCCGCCGUGCUUUGCCCUCCAACCAUUGUUUUGGCAUAUCUUGGGACAGUACCGCAUCCAGAUCCAAAAGUGUCUCAUGCAUACAAUAUAUGGGAAAAUAUCCAACUAUCAAUCUUCUGUACUCAGGAGUCCGUGAUCUCCGGGAUAUACAUUUGGCAGACUAUCCUGCUGCUCAAGCUUGUGUCUAACCAUCGGAAACGGAUAAUCAUCUACCAGCUGCUGGCCAUCAAUGUGUGCGUUUUAGGUAUGGAUGCAGUUCUCCUCGGGGUUCAGUAUUCAAGCUACAAGAGCGUGCAAAUCCAAACGAAGGGUUUCGUUUAUUCGUUGAAGCUAAAGCUCGAGCUUGCCGUGCUGAGCCGCUUGGUCAGUUUCGUUCGGCAAUCGCACGAGAAGGAACAACUACCCUCUGAUGCUACUGUAGACAGAGAUGGUAGUGGACUUGGGGUAUGCUAG
This is a messenger RNA of Aspergillus bombycis, 819 nucleotides long. RefSeq lists its product as uncharacterized. The record is from RefSeq and is a predicted model, not a curated record. Lineage: Eukaryota; Fungi; Ascomycota; Eurotiomycetes; Eurotiales; Aspergillaceae. The transcript has a single exon. Bases 1 to 819 code for a protein of 272 amino acids.